Molecule: messenger RNA, 1670 nt
Organism: Saccostrea cuccullata (small rock oyster)
Lineage: Eukaryota; Metazoa; Mollusca; Bivalvia; Ostreida; Ostreidae
Product: phosphatidylserine decarboxylase proenzyme, mitochondrial-like
Exons: 5
Coding region: 243-1487 (414 amino acids)
Biological process (GO): phosphatidylethanolamine biosynthetic process
Cellular component (GO): mitochondrion
Molecular function (GO): phosphatidylserine decarboxylase activity
Source: RefSeq, a predicted model, not a curated record
GGGAAAACGUCGGGUUUUCAUAUUUAUAAAAGAAUCUUAGUUAAUUUUUGCUCAAUGUUUCAUCGGAGAAGAUAUGCGACACACGUUGGAGACUUUUGGAUAAAUUACCCAACUGAACUUAAGAUUUUUGAGUUAAUAUAAAGAGACUUUUCUUAGUUUUUUUUUUUACUUCUCGAGUUGAUUUGUAUCAAAUCAGGAAAUAAACUUUGCUAAUAGUCACGCGAUAAAGGGAAAACAGCAAUAUGAUUAACGUUUUGUUUUCACUACCACUUGCUACAGUGGACUUUGAUCAAAGUGUACUGUUCAGUACAAUCAUUUUAGCAGUGCUUUUGACUGGUAAAAAUAGAUCAGAGAAAUUUUUCUUCAAGUUAUGGGAAAUGAUACGAUGGAAGACAUGGUCCAAAAUGGCCACAGUUAAUCACCACAAAAUCAUGUUCGAUGGUCUUCGUUGGGGAGUUUCUUUAAGACAUAUGAAGAAACUUCUUUCGAUUCACAAAAUAGUGCGUCGCAAAAGAUCCAGUGUUCACAAGAAACGAGGACAUAAAAAUGUGAAUCGCACGAUUGAAAUGUACCGUAUCAUGCCACUCAAGGCGAUGUCCCGAGCCUGGGGGAAAUUUAAUCAGCUCGAGUUACCGGUUGUUCUCCGAAGACCGCUAUUAGGACUGUACGUCUGGAUGUUCGACUGCAAGCUGGACGAAGCCAUGGAAACUGAACUGAGAAACUACCGAAAUCUUGGCGAAUUCUUCAGACGAAUUCUAAAACCAGACAUGCGACUGAUCUCAAUAAAAGAGGAACUGACAAAUCCCGCAGAUGGAAAGAUCCUUCACUUUGGAGAAGUUAAAGAUGGAAUUCUAGAGCAAGUUAAAGGAGUGAAUUACUCCGUCAAACAUUUCUUGGGACCACAGACCUGGUUGACCGACUCCGACGCCCCCGUGACAUCGGCGAACGUGACGGACGAAGAGUACUUCCGGGGAUUGAAAUUGAGGCCCGGAAAUAAGCUUUACCAUUGUGUUGUGUACCUGGCUCCUGGCGACUACCAUAGAUUUCAUUCCGCAGCCAAGUGGGACAUUUCCUACAGACGACAUUUUCCUGGAGAACUACUGAGUGUAAACCCAGGUAUCGCUCGCUGGAUCCACGGUCUCUUUGUCCUCAAUGAACGAGUUGUAUACAUGGGAGAAUGGGAACAUGGAUUCUUCUCUUAUACUGCAGUAGGUGCCACGAAUGUCGGAUCCAUCAAGAUUUACUGUGAUCAGGAAAUGAUGACGAACGUAAAACAUCAUCCGGACACACGCCGUUCUCCUGGUGUAUACUUCGACAAAGACUUCCGGCAAAAUCCGAUCCACGUGGAAAAGGGUGAAAUGUUCGGCGAGUUUAAUCUGGGAUCCACCAUUGUGCUGGUAUUUGAAGCACCGGAAAACUUUGUCUUCAACGUCGUCAACGAUCAGAAAGUGCGCAUGGGCGAACCGAUGGGCGAGUGUAUACCAUAAACUUCAUUGUGCCUUACCGGAAGUAGAGAACGCAAUAUCUGUGAUACUUUGCCAUGAGCUGCUCAGUUUUGUUUCAUAUUAGAAAUGUUUCAUUAAAAAUGAAGUAAUUAGUUUGUUUUCUGUGAAAAUGAUAAAUAUUUGAUCGAUGCGAUUUGAUAACAAUAAAUUGCGCAGAUCAUGAUA